Physella acuta is the source of this 1262-nucleotide messenger RNA. RefSeq lists its product as uncharacterized. The record is from RefSeq and is a predicted model, not a curated record. Lineage: Eukaryota; Metazoa; Mollusca; Gastropoda; Physidae.
UUUGGUAUCAACACGGGUAGAACGAUGUCGCUCGCCUUGGUUGCCGUCCUGCUUGUAGCAGUGGUCAGCACUGAGUACGUGGCUGGUGACGUCACAUCGUAUGGCGCCCCCCUGGGGUUCCCGGUCGCCCCCCUGACGCUGUACCCCGACUUCCUAGUCGGCAACAACAACCAGUACUUAGACGGGAAAUAUUUUAGCCCCACCCCGGUGGUGUCUAGUCCUAGUCAGACUGUGUAUACCCCACCGUCUAACAGUGGCAUGCCCACGAGCAGUUAUGCCCAGCCAUCGCCCUAUGCCCAGCCAUCGCCCUAUGCCCAGCCAUCACCCUAUGCCCAGCCAUCGCCUUCUGCCCAACCAUCGCCAUAUGCCCAGCCAUCGCCUUCUGCCCACCCAUCCCCCUAUGCCCAGCCAUCACCCUAUGCCCAGCCAUCGCCUUCUGCCCAACCAUCGCCAUAUGCCCAGCCAUCGCCUUCUGCCCAGCCAUCGCCCUCUGCCCAGCCAUCUCCCUCUUCCCAGCCAUCGCCCUAUGCCCAACCAUCGCCCUAUGCCCAACCAUCGCCAUAUGCCCAGCCAUCGCCCUCUGCCCAGCCAUCGCCCUCUGCCCAGCCAUCGCCCUCUGCCCAUUCAAGUCCCUCUGCCCAGCCAUCGCUAUAUGCCCAGGCACCCAGCAGUUACCCCAAGCCAAGCACUUAUGUGAAACCGUCAACUUAUGCCUCACCCCCAACUUAUGCCUCACCACCAACUUAUGCCUCACCACCAACUUAUGCCUCACCACCAAGUUAUGCCUCACCACCAAGUUAUGCCUCACCACCAAGUUAUGCCUCACCACCAAGUUAUGCCCCACCCCCUACCUAUACUCAACCAUCCGUUUAUCUCAGACCAUCAGCUUAUGCCCCGCCACCAAGUUAUGCCCCACCCCCUACCUAUUCCCAGCCAUCGAACUAUACCAAACCCUCCUCUUAUGCCCCACCCCCCACAUAUACCAACCAUGUGACGACGAAAGAUUACUCCGAUGGCUCUUACCCCUGUGACGAGCAUGACGACGGGCUGACCUACUGUAUCCCCGGCAAGUGUGGCGCCUACUACGAGUGCUUCUACGGUACGGCGCUGUACCGCGAGUGUGACCACUACCACAGGUUCAGCGCUGGUCAGUGUGUCCGUGACUACAGGUGCUCCCCAGAUUAUGCUUAAGCCAUACAUAACUUAUGCUGAUCUAUGAGGUUGACCACAGAUUACUGAACUUUUACAAGUGCACUCCAAAG